Macrobrachium nipponense is the source of this 1345-nucleotide messenger RNA. Its product is annotated as mucin-7-like. The coding region runs from base 63 to 668 and encodes 201 amino acids. NCBI's taxonomy places the organism in Eukaryota, Metazoa, Arthropoda, Malacostraca, Decapoda, Palaemonidae. The record is from RefSeq and is a predicted model, not a curated record. The transcript is spliced from 7 exons.
ACGAUGGUCAGUCGGGAAGAAACUACGAUUUGGUGAAGACCCCAUUUCUCUCUCCUCUCAACAUGGCGUACCUCAGGCGAUUGCCACCAGCCCUCUGCGUUUGCUUGAGUCUGCUCAGCGUUGCCUGGACACAAGUGAAUGCUCAGCUCAUGGGGGACCCUAUGCUACCUCCUACUUCUGAUACUCCUGCUGCUCCUACUACUACUGCUGCUGCUGCUGCUCCUGCUACUACUGCUGCUGCUGCUACUGCUGGUGAUAGUCCUACGCCAGCAACAGAAACCAGCGUCGCCGGAGGCACAGAGACUACCGCUGUCCCACCUGCUGUAGACACUACAACUGGGAACUCUAUCUCUGAAGGUGUAGACACAGAGACUACCGCUGUCCCACCUGCUGUAGACACUACAACUGGGAACUCUAUCUCUGAAGGUACAAUCUCAUGGACCCCUGUGAAACUGGAAUCACCAGCACCUGGUGGCCCAGUCCCAUCUGGGGCACUCGACGGUGUACCAGUCCUAACUGCCCUCGGCCCUGAGGCCCGUAACCUUUCAGGCUGUUGCUUGGAUGGCUUCAGGUACGACCAUGGUUGCCCAGCUGUCAUCAGUGGUGAUCCUAACAUCUGCACAAAUGGCGAAUGGAUUUCGCAAGGCACAACUACUGUUGGAGGAUAAAUCCUCACCAAAUCAGUGAACAUUUUGAAUGAGGUAAAGGGCCUCUGCCAAAACUCAAUUAGUAGUGCAUAAUUUGAAAAAGUCAGGUGUCAACAUGGAUAUACAAUAUACCCUCUGUUAUUGCAGAUAUGAGGUGUCAAAAUUAACUUUGAAAUAUAUCCAGGUAAAACAAGCGCUUACUUCACUGCCUAGAGAACUGUGGAAUUUGCUAAAAUUAAAUUGUUCUUGUCAGUAUUUUAGUGAUGUUAUUGAAAAGUUUUUCAAUCAGGAUUUAAUAAAGUGCUUAUAAAUAAAAUUAGUGAGUUUUUUUACCGUUUUGGAAAGUGAAUGAAGUGAAAAUCAGUCUAAUUCAAAUGAAAGCUUGACAAUUUAUAACCUGAAAAUGGUAACAAAGAAACAAAAAUUGAUAAGGGCUUAAUAAUUGAUAUCAGCACAUUCUUUACUAAAUUAAUGAAAGUACGUAUAUGUACAGUGAUACACUACUUUCAUGAAUGGAGAAUUCGUGUAUUUUUUAAAAAUGUAGUAGCCUCAAAUUCGACAUAUUUUCUGUUAAAACAGGAAUGCUUUCGUUGUUUUCCUUUGGACAAGGGCAAACCACACUGAUUUUACUGUGAUAAAUUUUUACUGUAAAUUCGAUUUGGCUGGUAUUAGGUUGAAUAAAAAUAACAGUUGGCAAA